CUCUCUCAAAACUUGGUGGGAUGCGUGAAUGCGAGCGCGUUUGGGGAGGGGAUGCGUGGGAGACCGACUGCUUCAUCCUCCCCACCCCGGUCUGUAGCUCCCCGGUUCCUCGCCCGUCGUGCCCCGGUGGGAUCCGCGUCCGCCCCGGAAAGGGCUUUGGGACGGAGAAAAAACACCCUAGGAAAGAGGGAAACAUCCCUCUGUUUACAGUCAUCGCGAAACAAAAGCAAAUAAUACGGCUAAGAGAGAGGAGAUGGGAUUACUUGGGUUUUUUUAACGAGGCACUAGUUGGGCUUUGAUGUUCUGGAGGAGCAGGCGGAGGGCGCUGGUCUUGAGGAGAAAACUUUGGCGGGGAAGAUUAAAAGCAAAAUAAGCAAAUAAAUAAAACCCCAAACCCUGGUGCUGUGCAAGGGUGUCCCGGUUGGACAGGGAGCGCAGCCAUGCGGUGCCCGAGUCCCUGUGUGUGUGUGUCCCCCGGGCCGGGGCUCCCGGCGCCGCAGCCCCGGUUGAGCCGCAGCCCCUCCGGGGCGAUGGGUAACGGGGUCCCGGUUCAGCGGUCGAGACCCGGCCGGUCCGGUAACCCCCCUGCACCGCGCUCAUCGUGGCUUCCAGGUCUGGGAACUUGAAAGCUCCCUCCUCCGAAGUGUUUCCAAUUUCUGGUUGUUUUGGUGAAAGCAGGCUUAAACAAACAAACGAAAAAAAAAAAGCAGCUCUGGUUGUUUUGAGUUUAAAUGCUGUGCUUAUGUUUCUGCAAGCCGAGCUGCGCGGUAUUUGCAUGGGAAUCGGGAAGUGAAAUCGAUCAAGAAACAACUGAAACGGGGCACUUUGUCCUCUCUACCCGGCAGCCCCUGUGUUGAUGAGUGGACAGCAAACCCUUGUCUUUUAUUUUUGAACAACAAUAGGUUUUAUUGGUGAAAGGGAAAGGAAAUGUCCUGGUGGGAAGAGCAUGCAAGACUCUGUUUAACUUUAUUGAACAUUCAGAAAUAAAUAAUGUAUAAUGCUAACACGAAUUCUGCAUAUGUGCUGUGUAAGCAUGCCGCUUAUCCGGCAAGCACCUUUUCCUCCUUCCGCCAGUUUUGCUCUAGGGUGAUGGUGGUUUUUGUCUGUUUGGCCUCGGCACAUAACCCGGGGUGCCGGGUGAGCUUCUGGGGUUGGGGACAGCCCAUAGCCCUGAGCUCCCCUGCCAGGUGUUUGGGCCCGAAACUUGGAGCCGUGCUUUGGGGAGCAAAGUGUGUUUUGCUGUGUGCACGUGGGUGUGAGGCUGUCACAGCUGGCUUGUGGAGUUGGAGACCUUGGUCCUGCAAAGCACCGGGGUGGGCAACCCCGAGCGUGUGGUGAAAAUCAGCUUGUGUUGGUGUGUGAGACCUGCUGGUGUAAAGAACAACACGUCCUGAUGCCUCUUCCCAGGGUGGAACGGUGCUGUGAGGUUUCCUUUUCGCUUUCCAGGCUAUAAACUGAUUAAACUGUCUUCUGUACAAACUGAUGUUUCCAAAAAUAAACUGUCACACUGGAGCUGGAAAUGUGUGGGGACUGGUGCUUUCUUAGAACAUGCUGAGAAUGGCAUACUUUGCUUUUUUUUUUUUUUUCUCCUUUCUUCUUUUAAGGAAACAUUAUAGCCCUACAAACCUAAUUUUGCUUCAAUAUUUGCCCUGUGGGGAACUAAGAAUGGGUUUUUAAAUGGUAGCUGUGAUCUAGGGAAGAUCCCAGUGGCAGUUUGGAGAGGAGGCUCUUGCUGAGGCAGGUGUUGCUUGUUGGAGGUGAGAGUUUAUGGCCCAGCUGUCCUUAAUGAAAUUGCUCUCUGCCUACCCCACCUGUCGGCUUUGCCAGCUUUGGGAGGAGCAUGAAGUGACUUAAUCAGAUAAUUUGGUAGUUGUCUCUGCAAAAACCUGGCUGUGGGAGCAGAGUGGCACAGCCUGGCCAAAGCUGAGCCCAUGGGGAUGAGCGGAGCCAUUGCCCGGUGUGGGAGAGGAUGCUACAAGACUCAGCUUGUCCUCAGCCAGGAUGGGACCCAAAUCAAUCUAGACUUGAGUCUUUAUACUUGCUUUUUCUCUGUUUGAAGAACAUCCGAACCUUCCUGAAAGUGUGUCACGACAAAUUUGGGUUAAGAAACAGCGAUCUGUUUGAUCCCUUUGACCUCUUCGAUGUCCGGGAUUUUGGAAAGGUGAUCUCUGCAGUAUCCAGACUCUCCUUCCACAGCAUUGCUCAAACCAAAGGAAUUAGGCCCUUCCCAUCGGAGGAGACCACGGAAAAUGAUGACGAUGUGUAUCGGAGCUUGGAGGAGCUGGCGGACGAACACGAUCUGGGGGAGGAUAUUUAUGACUGCGUCCCCUGCGAAGACGAAGGCGAUGAUAUCUAUGAAGAUAUCAUCCGAGUGGAAGUUCAGCAGCCCAUGAUUAGGUAUAUGCAGAAAAUGGGUAUGACAGAAGAUGACAAAAGAAAUUGCUGUUUGCUAGAAAUCCAAGAAACCGAGGCCAAAUACUACAAAACACUUGAAGAUAUAGAAAAGAACUACAUGAACCCACUGAGGCUGGUACUGACUCCCCAAGACAUGGAAGCUAUUUUUAUCAAUUUGGAGGACCUAAUUAAAGUGCACUUCAAUUUCCUGAGAGCCAUUGAUGUCUCUAUGAUGUCUGGAGGAAGCAGCCUGGCAAAAGUGUUUCUGGAAUUCAAAGAGAGGCUGCUGAUUUACGGCAAGUACUGCAGCCACAUGGAGUACGCCCAGAACACGCUCAACCACCUCCUCGCCAACCGGGAGGACGUCAGGCAGAAGGUGGAGGAGUGCACGCUAAAGGUUCAGGACGGGAAAUUUAAAUUGCAAGACCUGCUGGUGGUUCCAAUGCAAAGAGUUUUGAAAUAUCAUCUCCUGUUAAAGGAGCUGCUGAGCCAUUCAUCAGAUCGACCAGAGAAGCAGCAGCUGAAGGAGGCUCUGGAGGCGAUGCAGGACUUGGCCAUGUACAUAAAUGAAGUAAAGAGGGACAAAGAGACUUUAAAGAAAAUAAGUGAAUUUCAGAGCUCUAUAGAAAAUCUGCAAGUGAAGCUGGAGGAGUUUGGGAGGCCGAAGAUUGAUGGCGAGCUGAAGGUCCGCUCCAUCGUCAACCACACCAAGCAGGACAGGUAUUUAUUUUUAUUCGAUAAAGUGGUGAUCGUCUGCAAAAGGAAAGGAUACAAUUAUGAGCUGAAAGAAAUUAUCGAGCUGCUCUUCCACAAGAUGACUGACGACCCUAUGAAUAACAAGGACAUCAAGAAGUGGUCAUAUGGCUUCUACCUCAUCCACCUCCAGGGAAAGCAGGGCUUCCAGUUCUUCUGCAAGACCGAGGAGAUGAAGAGGAAGUGGAUGGAGCAGUUUGAAAUGGCAAUGUCCAACAUAAAGCCAGAGAAAGCCAAUGCAAAUCACCAUAACUUUCAGAUGUACACAUUUGAAAAGACGACCAACUGCAAAGCCUGCAGGAUGUUCCUAAGAGGAACCUUCUACCAGGGCUAUCUUUGCCCCAAAUGUGGAGCAGGUGCUCAUAAGGAGUGCUUGGAGAUCAUUCCUCCCUGCAAGAUGGGUUCCUCAGCAGACCAGGAUUCACUGGGUGCUGGACCUGGUCCUAAAAUGGUGGCAGUUCAGAAUUACCACGGAAACCCAGCUCCCCCCGGGAAGCCGGUGCUGACAUUUCAAAUUGGGGAUGUGAUUGAGCUACUGAGGGGGGACCCCGACUCUCCAUGGUGGGAGGGGCGGCUGCUGCAGACGAAGAAGUCGGGUUAUUUCCCCAGCUCGUCGGUAAAGCCCUGUCCCGUGGAUGCGAGGCCUCCCAACAGCCGCCCGCCCUCGCGGGAGAUAGACUACACGGCAUACCCAUGGUUCGCAGGGAACAUGGAGCGGCAGCAGACGGACAACCUGCUCAAGUCCCAUGUCAGUGGCACCUACCUGAUCCGGGAGCGGCCGGCUGAGGCCGAGCGCUUUGCCAUCAGUAUUAAGUUCAAUGAGGAAGUGAAGCACAUUAAGGUGGUGGAGAAGGACAACUGGAUUCACAUCACAGAAGCCAAGAAGUUUGAAAGCUUGCUGGAGCUGGUGGAGUACUACCAGAGCCACUCGCUGAAGGAGAGCUUCAAGCAGCUGGACACAACGCUGAAAUACCCCUAUAAAUCCCGGGAGCGCUCUACCUCCAGGACCUUCACCCGCUCCCCAGCCUCCUGCGCUUCCUACAACUUUUCUUUUCUCAGUCCUCAGGGCCUCAACUUUUCUUCUCAGAACUCCUCCAGUCCCUUCUGGUCAGUAUUCACCCCACGGGUCAUAGGGACGGCGGUGGCACGAUACAACUUCGCGGCGCGGGACAUGCGGGAGCUCUCGCUGCGGGAGGGCGAUGUGGUGAAGAUCUACAGCAGGAUCGGCGGGGACCAGGGCUGGUGGAAGGGGGAAACCAACGGAAGAGUCGGCUGGUUUCCCUCGACGUAUGUGGAAGAGGAGGGGGUGCAGUGACUGCGGGGAUGUCUGGUGGAAAGUCCUCGAGUGCCCAGAGCGAGCCGCUGCAGACCGUGCACAAUUGUCCCAAUGCCUGCGGGUCCCCGUGAACCAUGGCCGGACACCUCCCGGGACAGUUCUCGCAGACUUUAGCAACCCGUUCCUCUGUACAGCGUGUGCCUGUGCGUGUCGGGGCCGCUGCCGGCCUCACUUCUCUUGCGUGUAUAGAAGAUGAACGGUCUGUCGGAUGACAUCCGCGUAGCAGCUGCAGAAGAGUCCCGGGAAAGCCGUGUUCCCCUGCAUGGACAGAGCUGAGAGACUCUGCGCGGUGCCCGUCAGAGGAUGGGGGACAAACCUCUUGGAGUUAAAAAAGAAAAAAAAAAUAAUGUUUUUAAUGUUUUAAAAGCCACCGUGGUGAUGGUGGUGGGAGGGUGAGGCUGAAGGUUUGUGCCUGGCUGUGCCAAGGUGAGAAUUUGAGGGUUUCUAAGGGGAGGGAGUGACUCAGCCCCAAGGAGAUGAUGCGGACCCCACACCACACUGUUCGGGUGGGCUCCCAGCUCAGGAUUUUGGCAGCGUCCCCAGGCAGCUGUGGCUGGGGCGAUGGGGCAGAGCAGGGACAUGCGGCCCUGGAAGAGGGAGAGGCUGUUGCUAAUCUCUGAAGGAUGCCGGCUGUGACACCAGGAGCACGUUUUGACCAUCAGACGUAGGCUGGAAGUGACCUCCAGGUCAGACAGGAGGGAAAGGAGCUGCUUUGGCAUCCCAAGCCCCAUUUUUUUUACAAUCACCUUGGGUCCCACCAGCCUUGCUGGGGGCUGACUGGUCUCACCGGUGAGCAGGGGGUCUCAGUGUGUUGCAGGGCUGGGUAGUGGCUUUGCCACACAAGGGUUUUGGAGGCCACCAAGGCACCAGGUACACGCAGAGGAGUGGACGGGAGUGUGUGUCUGUGGGUCUGUCUGUAAUCCCGCUGUGGGCGGGAUCCCCUUGAGCCAGGCUGAUUUUUCUUGCAGCCACAAACCCACCAAAGGAAGGGCUAUGGUAUCAACUCCUGAUUUCUCUUGCUAAGUUGUAAAAAGCAUCUCUUCUUCCCCAGCUGUGUGCACUUUUGGGGGCUGUGAGUGCUGCCCCCUCUUCUCCUCCCACAGGCUGUUACUGCUGCUGCUGUCAAGUAAAGGUCCGUCUGUCCUGGCAUUGCCACUUUGUCCUGAGCACCGUCUGUCUGAGUCUGUUCUUUACAAAGUGCAGCCCCCAUGGUUGGUAGGCAGAGCUGCCGGGUGGAAAUCCUGGCCACCGUCUUCUGCUGGGCACUGGCUUUACUCUCCACCUCCAGAAUUUUACUUCUAAAGUGCAAAUACGAACAAAUAACGUGUGUGGCGGGGAACAGCUUUCCUCUACCCAGUUUUUGAGCCUCUCCAGCCUCUCUGAAUCCGUGGCAUUUUGAGCUGGUGCUUCCAUGACCUGACAUAGUUCUCAUGGGACUUGCGGUGGUCCUGCCAUGGAGUGCCCUGGGCCUGGUCUGGAGACACAAGCGCUGGGUGGGUGAGCGGUGCUGAUGCCAUCGGUCCUUGGCACGAGGGUCCCACGGCAGCAUCUGAAGCCUUGCCGCAAAUGGAGCAGUGAUACCCUGUUUGGGAUAAUAAAUGGGAGAGUUUGGGACACUCAAGGAAAAGUUAAUAACUUGGAAAUUCAACGUUGUUGGUCAGUGACAAGCCCAGAGCUGCCCUGUUUUGCUGCCUAUUGCUCCUGGAGCCUCUGUACUCGGUGCCAGGGGGAGUGGGGUCUGGGUUGGGGUCUGUCCGGGACAGGUGCCCACUGGGGUCUUGUUCUGGGAGGUGACAAGGACACGGCUCAGGGCUCUCCCACGGUACUGUGGCCAUAAGGGAAAAUUUGGGGGUGCAGGGAGCUGGCGAUGUCCUGGAUUCCUGGAGCUGUGGAGCUCGGGGCGUAUUUAGGGGAGAUGAGACACACGCACACACCCAAGACAAACUCACGAUGGCUCCUGUUACGCCUCAGAUCCUAAAGCCUUACGCAACCCUCCUGCUUAACGUGGCCGGUUUUUGUAAGACGGAUCCCAAAGGGAUCCCCGAGCUCCACCGCUGCCCGGGCUCCCCUCCCAGCCCCGCCAAACCCCCUCCCUCCGGAGAGCUCUCCCCUCUUGUGUUUACUGUUGUAAGAAACUCGUUAAAGAGAUUUGAUUUGUUUGUAAGUAAUUAUUCAGCCAUUUGCCACAAUAUAUAUCUGUGAAUAAGAAGGGAAAUGUUUUUUUUUUUAUGAUGGUGAGAAAAUUGUAUAUAUAUUUUAGCUCAUCGCAGAUCAUUCAAAGUUGCAAUGGGAUACGUUGGAAAAUAAUAUGUAAAUUCCUUGGGGUUUUCCUUUGCACUGCACUAACUGGGGUUGGGUGGAGGGGGUUUAAAAGUAAAACUGUUUGUUUAUGGAAUAGUUUAUAGCUGGGAAUUUGGAAAUCAUUUGGAAUAGCUUGUAAUGCUGGAAUAGAAACUUUAGCUGCUACUUAGAAACCCUUUUGCAUGUGGUUUUUCCAGACCUUUUUAAGUUACAAUACAUCAAAGUAAAUUCCACAACACAAAAAAAUAAAGUGUAAUUUUGCUGAUA
This is a messenger RNA of Columba livia (rock pigeon), 7051 nucleotides long. RefSeq names its product vav guanine nucleotide exchange factor 2 (gene VAV2). Gene Ontology annotation, biological process: intracellular signal transduction; cell migration; regulation of GTPase activity. Gene Ontology annotation, cellular component: cytoplasm. Bases 1970 to 4462 code for a protein of 830 amino acids. Lineage: Eukaryota; Metazoa; Chordata; Aves; Columbiformes; Columbidae. Gene Ontology annotation, molecular function: protein binding; guanyl-nucleotide exchange factor activity. The transcript has 29 exons. The record is from RefSeq and is a predicted model, not a curated record.